Messenger RNA from Impatiens glandulifera, 1228 nucleotides. RefSeq names its product cytochrome b-c1 complex subunit Rieske-4, mitochondrial-like. Lineage: Eukaryota; Viridiplantae; Streptophyta; Magnoliopsida; Ericales; Balsaminaceae. Gene Ontology annotation, cellular component: membrane. Gene Ontology annotation, biological process: mitochondrial electron transport, ubiquinol to cytochrome c. The transcript has 3 exons. Gene Ontology annotation, molecular function: 2 iron, 2 sulfur cluster binding; quinol-cytochrome-c reductase activity. The record is from RefSeq and is a predicted model, not a curated record. The coding region runs from base 81 to 1082 and encodes 333 amino acids.
GAGUUACCAAUCCUCUCUUCUCUUUGUCGAAUCGUAGUCUAGCCCUGGACGAAGAAGCCAUCACGGCAACGAUAGAGAAGAUGAUUAGAAUUGUGGGGAGAAGGUUCUCUUCUCUCUCUUGGCGAUUUGCCCAGUCGUCAUCGCCCUUAAUUGCCAGGAAUCCAAUUAAUGGUUCUGAUGCAUCCUCUUCUGAUGGUCGAAGAUCCAUCUGGUCUCCUCCGAUAUUUCCCGACAGCUUUAUGGUCCACAGUCGGAGGUCACAUAGAAAGAAGAUGAUUAGACUUGUGGGAAGAAGGUUCUCUUCUCUCUCAUGGCGAUCUGCCCAGUCGUCAUCGCCCUUCAUCGCCAGGAAUCCAAUUAAUGGUUCCGAUGGUCCCAGAUCCACCUGGUCUCCUCCGGUAUUUCCCGGCAGCUCUAUGCUCCUCGUUCAAGUUAGAGGGUUUGCAUCCUCUGAUUCGGCUGUUUCUGACAUAACAGCGUCUGAUCUCCCACCAACUAGCGUAGCAGCAAUAAUUAGAAACCCGAUCUCAAACAUCACCUACGACGAUCACAAUCAUGAACGUUACCCAGCUGGUGACCCAAGCAAGAAAGCGUUUACCUACUUCGUCUUAACUGGCGGUAGGUUCGUGUAUGCUUCCUUAAUCCGCCUGCUUGUCCUGAAAUUUGUCAUCAGCAUGUCAGCUAGUAAAGACGUGCUUGCCCUCGCAUCCCUUGAGGUUGACCUUUCAAGCAUUGAACCCGGAACGACUGUCACAGUCAAGUGGCGUGGGAAGCCCGUUUUCAUCAGGCGUAGGACCGAGGACGACAUCAAGUUGGCCAACAGUGUCGAUAUCUCCUCUCUGCGAGACCCACAGGAUGAUUCCGCUAGGGUUAAGAAUCCGGAAUGGCUUGUGGUGGUUGGGGUUUGUACUCAUCUGGGUUGUAUACCCUUGCCCAAUGCAGGUGAUUAUGGGGGUUGGUUUUGCCCUUGCCAUGGCUCCCAUUAUGAUAUAUCGGGGAGAAUCCGAAAAGGUCCUGCUCCUUAUAAUCUGGAGGUGCCCACUUACUCCUUUUUAGAGGAGCACAAACUGCUUGUUGGGUAGAAUGAUUAUUAACAAGCUAGCGGUUUUCGCAAAUGGUGUUAAUAAUGAUUAUUAACAAUUUCUUUGUCCUUCAUUCAUGUUUCUUACCAGCGGCUACUUAUAGUGCUUGGUUGCUUGCUUAAUGUGGAUGCAACAUAUUAUUAUUA